Molecule: messenger RNA, 7009 nt
Organism: Felis catus (domestic cat)
Lineage: Eukaryota; Metazoa; Chordata; Mammalia; Carnivora; Felidae
Gene: TFRC
Product: transferrin receptor
Exons: 19
Coding region: 1913-4222 (769 amino acids)
Biological process (GO): transferrin transport; intracellular iron ion homeostasis
Cellular component (GO): external side of plasma membrane
Molecular function (GO): transferrin receptor activity
Source: RefSeq, a predicted model, not a curated record
GGGCCCGCGUGCGGGACUGGAAGGGGCCGCCGCGGCGCGGGGAGCGGGCUGCAGGUGCAGCGAGGUGGAGCCGCGGCGCGGAGAAGGGCUGCCCUUCUCUGCCUUUCUGCGCCCUUCUCGUCUCGCCGGGCGGCGAAUGGUUUCUCCGUUAAGGCACUGAAGGCGGGAUGAGGGGUACCCGGCUGUCGCUCUGCGCCCCGCCAUUCUGCUUCCGGCCGUUCCUCAGGCCACCCCGAUCCCUUGUCCUCACUAGCUCGUCCUUAAAAGAUACAGGACCUCGUGGGACAGCCAUAGGCCGCGGGCGCGGGAGUGCGAGCCACGCUGCCGCAGCGUAGACUGGCUCUGCUGGGAGCACGUGGCUACUCCGGGAAGUUUCCCCAAAGAACUGCUGUCGGGGUGCGCGGGUGACCUUGAGCUUGUAGCCCUACGCUCUCUCGGCGCCUACCCUGAUCGUGGUCUCACUGCUCAAAGUGACAGAGCUGUCCUCCACUCGGUUACGAGUGUGCCCUGGGAAUUUGAUGUGAGCUUCUGUAAGCCGUGCGUUUGAACUCCGGCACAACCUGAUCUUUCAGCGAUGCCGUUGGCUUUGUGUGUGGGUUCUCAGUUUUCCCUAGGCAGAAGCUGUUUGAAUGCCGCAGGUGCUGACUCGAAGAAUAUUCUGAUUGCUCUCCUUGUUAUAAGAUGGGAGAUUCAGAAAUAAGACUUCUACUUUGUGAAAGCUAUGGUCUAGAGGCCAAGUGAAAGCUGUUUAGAUUAGAAUUGGCUUUCCCUUUCAGGAAAUUAGCAGUAUGGUUAAAGGGCUUGCUAUAUUGACAAAUGUCUUAGACGCCCAUUGUGUUACUUUCUAGUGGAUAGCUUUCUAAUGUAGUGGGUAGGGUGAGUAAGAAAAUAUUUUGUGACUUGACUUUUUUCGGUUAACGUUUUUUCCUCUGUUUGUAGCGACCUUGGGUAAAGCAGGGAACUUAAUUGUUUCUGCUUUCUCCCUUUUUUGGGGGGUGGGGUGAGAGGAUUGAAGUAGGAAGUAGUUGUCCUCUUACAAAAGUACAUGGAUAUCUGAUAUCUUUAUUCCAGGCUUAGAUAGGAGUUGGAAUACUAGAUGCUGAUUCAGUUGCCUCUGAGCUAGGGAGUUUGACCUUACUGACAAAGACGUUUAAGGUGAUUUCCAGAAGUUGUUGUCUACUGCAAAAUUCAAGUUUAGUCUAUUUAAAGUACUUCUUGGCUCUUCUUUUUUCUGUUUUGGAUUAUCAUAAAUUUAGUAUACUUCACAAGAUCUAGAACUUAAAACGUUUUGUCAUCAAUAUGAAAUAUUUUCCAAAAAUCGACUUACAGCAUAGCACCUUUUAACUUUUCUUUGAUAGAAUAUGGAAUGUUUUUGUGAAGUAAUGGUUGUGAACUUAGCCUGUACUGAAGAUUGUUGGGUAGAGACAACAACUCCGCUAACCCUGCCCUAGGUUGUGGCAGUUAUUUGCCUCUGAUAACGUACUUAACUAUAGGGGAGCAAGGUGCCCGGCGAAACUUGAAUCAGACAACAACAAAAGCUAGUUAAAAAUGAUCCUCUGAGGCCUUUUGGAACCCUUCUCUGGAUGUGCCAUUUGUCUGCUGUCUCAGAUGAGCACUGUACAGGUAGACUGAAUUGGACAAUCUUUUUACAGAAAGCUGAAUAGAAAUGAAGAUUCUCCUUGUUUUCCUCCAUGGGGUUUCAUUUUAGACCCUUAAAGCUAGGAAAGAGCUUGACCAUCCUGGGUAGACACAAUUAUAUGUGUCUUGGGGGCCCUGAAGAAGUUUUGUAGGUUCAUGUCAUCUUUUCAUUUCUCCUGCAAAUGCAUAGGGAAACAAUUUGCAAAACAGGUAUCCAUAACCAAUUGCUUAAGAUCUUGGAGCUCCACCAGGUUCUUUUGUGUGGCAGCUCAGAAUGAUGGAUCAAGCCAGAUCAGCAUUCUCUACCUUGUUUGGUGGAGAACCAUUGUCCUAUACCCGGUUUAGUCUGGCUCGGCAAGUAGAUGGUGACAACAGUCAUGUGGAGAUGAAACUAGCUGCAGAUGAAGAAGAAAAUGUUGACAAUAACAUGAGGGAUAAUGGUGCCAGUGUCACAAAACCAAAAAGGUUUAAUGGAUUUAUCUGCUAUGGGACUAUCGCUAUAAUCCUCUUUUUCUUGAUUGGAUUUAUGAUUGGCUACUUGGGCUAUUGUAAACGUGUAGAAGCAAAGUCUGAAUGUGAGAGACCAGCAGGAACAGAGUCUCUGGAGGUAGAGGGAACCGAACCUUCAGAAACAGAAGAGUACUUUCCUGAAGCACCUUCUCACUUAUUUUGGUCGGACCUCAAAACAAUGCUGUCAGAGAAACUGAGUAACACAGAGUUCACCAGCACCAUCAGGCAGCUGAAUGAAAAUUCAUAUUUCCCUCGUGAGGCUGGAUCUCAAAAAGAUGAAAGCCUUGCCUUUUUCAUUGAGAACCGAUUCCGUGAGCUUCAACUUAGCAAAGCCUGGCAUGAUGAACAUUUUGUUAAGGUUCAGGUCAAAGGCAGUGCUUCAAACUCAGUGACCAUAGUGGGCUCGAACAGUGGCAUGGUAUACCUGGUGGAGAGUCCAGAGGGCUAUGUGGCAUACAGUAAAGCAGCGACAGUUACUGGUAGACUGGUCCAUGCUAAUUUUGGCACUAAAAAAGACUUUGAGAAUUUAAACUCUCCUGUGAAUGGAUCUUUAGUGAUUGUUAGAGCAGGGAAAAUCACUUUUGCUGAAAAGGUUGCAAAUGCUGAAAGCUUCAAUGCAAUUGGUGUCUUGAUAUACAUGGACCAGGCUAAAUUUCCCAUUACUAAUGCAGAGAUUCCAUUCUUUGGACAUGCCCAUCUGGGAACAGGUGACCCAUAUACACCUGGAUUCCCUUCUUUCAAUCAUACUCAAUUUCCACCAUCGCAGUCAUCAGGAUUGCCGAAUAUACCUGUCCAAACAAUCUCCAGAGCCAAUGCAGAAAAGUUGUUUGGAAAUAUGGAAGGAGACUGUCCUUCUGCUUGGGAAACAGACUCCUCCUGUAGGCUGGAAACCUCACGGAACUGGAAUGUGAAGCUCAGUGUGAACAACGUGCUGAAAGAGAUAAGAAUUUUUAACGUGUUUGGAGUUAUUAAAGGUUUUGAAGAACCUGAUCGCUAUGUUGUAGUAGGGGCUCAGAGGGAUGCCUGGGGUCCUGGAGCUGCAAAGUCUAGCGUAGGAACAGCUCUCCUCUUGGAACUUGCACGGAUACUCUCUGAUAUGGUCUUAAAAGGUGGCUUUAAACCCAGCAGAAGCAUUGUCUUUGCCAGCUGGAGUGCUGGAGACUUCGGAGCUGUUGGUGCCACUGAAUGGCUAGAGGGAUACCUUUCCUCCUUGCAUUUAAAGGCUUUCACUUACAUUAAUCUGGACAAAGCUGUUCUUGGUACCAGCAACUUCAAGGUUUCUGCCAGUCCACUGUUGUAUUCGCUUAUUGAGAAGGUGAUGAAAGAUGUGAAACACCCAGUUACUGGGCAGUCUCUUUAUCGGGACAGCAAUUGGAUCAACAAAGUUGAGAAAUUUUCUUUGGAUAAUGCUGCUUUCCCUUUCCUUGCGUAUUCUGGAAUCCCAGCAGUUUCUUUCUGUUUUUGUGAGGACACAGAUUAUCCUUAUUUGGGUACUACCAUGGAUGUCUAUGAGAAACUCAUUCAGAAAGUUCCUCAGUUGAACAAAAUGGCACGUGCAGCAGCAGAAGUAGCUGGUCAGCUUAUAAUGAAACUUACCUAUGAUCUUGAAUUGAACCUGAACUAUGAGAUGUAUAAUGACAAAAUACUUUCAUUUGUGAGGGAUGUGAGCCGAUUCAGAGCAGACAUAAAAGAGAUGGGUCUGAAUCUACAGUGGCUGUAUUCUGCUCGUGGAGACUUUUUCCGUGCCACCUCCAGACUGACAACAGAUUAUAGGAAUGCUGAGAGAACGAACAGAUUUAUCAUGAGGGACAUCAAUGACCGUAUCAUGAGAGUGGAAUAUCACUUCCUCUCACCCUAUGUAUCUCCGAGAGAGUCUCCUUUCCGACAUAUCUUUUGGGGCACUGGCUCUCACACUCUGUCAGCAUUACUAGAGCAUCUGAAGCUGCGCCAGGAAAACAUCAGUGCUUUUAAUGAAACACUGUUUAGAAACCAGUUGGCUCUAACAACUUGGACUAUUCAGGGGGCUGCAAAUGCCCUCUCUGGUGACAUUUGGGACAUUGACAAUGAGCUUUAAAUGUGGUACCCAUAACUUAUAUGAGAACAGCAGGGUAGUGUGAUUUUUAGACUUGUGCUGGUUGUGCUAAAUUUUUAGUAGGGCUACAAAACCUAAUAUUGUUAAAAUUCUACCCGACCAUCUUGGUACCACUAGAUUUCUUUAGGCAGCAGCUUUUAAUACAGGGUAGGUACCUGCACUUCAAGUUAAAGUGAAUAACCACUUAAAAAUGUUCAUGAUAGAAUCUUUUCUCUGAUUAUCUCUAAAAUUUUAAAUGCGUUGUAUGGUAACUGCUUCUUUCUUGUUAGAGUUAUGACAAAGUCAGAACCAGUUACGUAAACUAUUGCUCUAAAUCCUAAGGACAUGAACUGGUAUCUUCUAAGUGGGAGGAGGGAGGUGGUGUCUCCUGGAGGCUGGAAGUGGUAGCUUAGUGGGAUCCUCCACCUGCACUUGAUGCUGGAUAGGAGAUACCAGGUUGUAAGACUUUAUUCUCCAAAUGAGAUCUAUGCCUUCCGUAAGGAUUUAGCUGGUUUCCACAUCCCUGAGUGAAACAGUUAACUUUCAGAAGAGAUGGGACUUGUUUUCUUGCCAGUGAGGUGUGAAACAGAGGUCCUUCCGCUGGAUAAAGUGAGGUUCAACUGUUUAUCACAGGAGUAAGGCCUUAAUGUGUUAACCUCAAGAUUAUUUAUGAAAAGAGGAGACCAGAAGCCAAAGACCUAGAUUUUCUUUUCCUCUGCCCCUGCCCCACAAGCCUUUGUAUUAGUUUUUUGUCGUCUUUGUGUUUCCCAAAGUAUUUUGAAAGAAAACCAGCUUUAGGUGUUUAAUUUCAAACUCAGUUUGUCAGACUUUAAAGAACACGCUGCCAAAUUUUGGCCAAAGUGUUAAUUUUUUGGAAAAGCUUUCUAUCAUUUUGGCACUGAGAUAUUUAUUGUUUAUUUAUCAGUGACAGAGUUCACUAUAAAUGGUGUUUUUUUUAUAGAAGAUAAUUAUCGGAAGCAGUGCCUUCCAUAAUUAUGACAGUUAUACUGUCGUUUUUUUUUAAUAAAAGCAGCAUCUGCUAAUAAAACCCAACAGAUACUGGAAGUUUUGCAUUUAUGGUCAACACUUGAGGGUUUUAAAAAACGGCCACACGCCAAAUAAAAUUAUAAAGCUAAAUAUUGGUGAAGAAUUCAAUUGAAUUAGGAGUUGCUAAUCAAGUUAGAAUUUUAGUCAACCAGAUAAAAAUGGCAGUUCUUAAAGGGAAGGAAUUGUGACCAAGUUAUACAUUAAUGUCACUUAAAGGCUGUGAUACUCAUACAUGUGAAAUUUUACGGCUCAAUUUAUCCAAGGUGUAACUUUAAUUCGAAUUUUGCAAAAUUUCCAGUACCUUUGUCACAAACCUAACUCACAUUAUCGGGAGCAGUGUCUUCCAUAAUGUAUAAAGAACAAGGUAGUUUUUGCCUACCACAGUGUCUAUAUCGGAGACAGUGAUCUCCAUAUGUUACACUAAGGGUGUACGUAAUUAUCGGGAACAGUGUUUCCCAUAAUUUUCUUCAUGCAAUGACAUCUUCAAAGCUUGAAGAUCGUUAGUAUCUAACAUGUAUUCCCAGCUCCCUAUAAUUCUCUUUUAGUUUUAGUUGCAGAAACAUUUUAUGGUCAUUAAACAUUUGGUGGGUGAAUUCAACCACUAUAAAAUAAAAUUACUUCAUUCAAGAGUCUUUGUUUUUAAACCUAAUGUAGUGUUUUAUUAUAUUUGUGGUUUCUCCAGGUCUUCUGUUUAGUGGGAUGGUAGUCCACAUUUACAAUGUUUGCUGUUGACAAAUGAAUUUAACUUUAUCCCCUUAUUUGCAUGUCAUCUCCUGGAAACUUAGUUCACACAAGUUUAUAUCCAGAAUUGAUCUUUUAGCUUAAAUCAGGGGAAACUUGUAUAGGAGACUCAGGGGGCUGGGGGAGUGAAAUGCGUAGGGAAGCAAAGCUUGCAAAAGGAUCCUUGAUCAUGUCUCCCUACCCGUUAGUAUAUGGUGGUUUUAAGUUAAACAGAGAUGUGAACAAAUAAGUUUGAAGCUACAUGAGUAAAGACUUUAUUUUCUAGUCCACCAUCAUUAUAAACCUGAUAAUCAGUUGUUUGUUAUAGGGCAGUUCACCCUAAGAAACUGCCACCUAAGAAAAAGUCCAUAGACUUAACGUCCCUUACCGAAGUUAACAUAGGUCUAGAUUAUUACAGCCUCACUGAAUUGUUUCACUGCUCAUGGUCUGUUUAGUCUUCACGGUGUUUUAUCUUGAACUGGUGUUUAGUGUAGCUAAGUGGAAAGGUCAUAGCUGGGAUUCCUGGUUUGGGUAUCAUGCUUUACCACACUUUAAUGAAAGCUUAGUAACUUCAAGACAUCCUAUGAAUAUGGGCAUACAUUUUACAGCAGUAGAUCUCUUCAAAUACCUCUUUUCUGUAGUGAGGAUUGAGUUAUUUCUAAUCAAAAAAGCCAGUAAGUGGUAAGAGGCGUAAUAUUUCUGAAUGAAAUGUGUAUCUGACUAGUGACAACCUGCUGGACUUCAGAUUUUGUCUGGUUAUAGAUAUCAGGUGCAUUUUGAAGGUAAAGGAUAAAUGAGCUCUAUCAUGAUUCACUAUUCUAGAACUUGCAUGACCUUUACUGUGUUUCCUCUUUGAAUGUUCUUGAAAUUUUAGUUGGCUAAACAUGGCUUAUUAGACUUGCCAACCUACUGCUCAUCGAUAUCUUUGUAAACAAAUGAUAUGCCCUUAUAAUUGUGUCCAAACUGGUAUGUGCAACAGUGUGGAAAUUCCUUAUCUGAUUUAAUAAAAUGCUUGAACACGGA